GUUGCGCACAGCGAGCGCGUAGGAGCCUCUAUCCUCAGAUAAGAAUGUGUAGCCGUCUCCUCAGCGCUCUGCUCUCAUCCGACGUGUGCGCUACGGCGCCCAGAACCUCAUUGCUCUCAACGGCGCUAGAUCCAUUGUAUCUUAGUUUCGAGUCUUCAAGCAAGCGGCAGGAUGAUUCAAACAGUGCAGGAACAAUGGCGGAAACUUGUCGAUCGGAAGACGUGACACGACGCGUCCGGACGCGACGACAAAACGUCGGUCUUGGCACACCAUUCAAUAUUUGCGGCGGACCUCUUUUGUUCUUUGUUGUCUCUCGAAAUCUCCGACUGGUCUCUCCUAAAUCGCCAACUGCCCUUUGCCCGAUCGCACUGGUCCCAGAUCGUCGGGUCGCCUGUUGACCCCGCGCAAUGGGACAUCACAAGAAUGCUCGCCGCGUGCCUAACGAAGGGCUUCCGUAUUCAG
Molecule: messenger RNA, 462 nt
Organism: Schizophyllum commune H4-8
Lineage: Eukaryota; Fungi; Basidiomycota; Agaricomycetes; Agaricales; Schizophyllaceae
Exons: 2
Coding region: 45-398 (117 amino acids)
Source: RefSeq, a predicted model, not a curated record